This is a messenger RNA of Diachasma alloeum, 1476 nucleotides long. RefSeq names its product oxygen-dependent coproporphyrinogen-III oxidase (gene Coprox). The record is from RefSeq and is a predicted model, not a curated record. Gene Ontology annotation, cellular component: cytoplasm; mitochondrial intermembrane space. The transcript is spliced from 2 exons. NCBI's taxonomy places the organism in Eukaryota, Metazoa, Arthropoda, Insecta, Hymenoptera, Braconidae. Gene Ontology annotation, molecular function: coproporphyrinogen oxidase activity. Bases 84 to 1229 code for a protein of 381 amino acids.
UCAGUCAGCUGAUCGGCGUCAUAACCUUUUCCACAAUUGUCCGGCACAACACACCCGCAAAGUGAUCAAGUGUCCCCCCGAAAAUGGGAACAAGGGUGCUCCUCCGCACCUGGAGAACCUUCGCCCAGGGAAAGGGCCCCCAUAAACUCUCCUUCCUCGGUGUUGGAGUCCUGGCAUCGGGAGUGGCCUGGUACCACGGUAAAAGAGAAGCCUCAGCGGCCCGGAAUCAGCUGGACACCUCUAGGUUCAUGGCAGACCCCAUAACACCCACCAAGGACCUGGCAAAGAACUCAGGCGACAUGAAGACGAAAAUGGAACUUCUGAUAAUGAAAAUUCAGUCGGACUUCUGUCGCUCCCUGGAGUCUCUCGAGGAUGGAACGAAGUUCAAGGUCGACAGGUGGUCUAGGAAAGAGGGUGGGGGUGGGAUAACGUGUGUUCUUCAGGAGGGAACGGUUUUCGAAAAGGCAGGAGUCAAUAUUUCGGUUGUAUCCGGUAAUCUUCCACCAGGUGCUGUCAGACAGAUGCGCGCCAGGGGCAAGGAGUUGGACGAGGGGUCACUUCCAUUCUUCGCGGCUGGAGUCAGCGCUGUCAUUCAUCCGAGAAAUCCAAUGGUUCCAACGAUACACUUCAAUUAUCGGUAUUUCGAGGUGACGAAUAAGGACGGUUCAGUGCAGUGGUGGUUCGGUGGUGGAACCGAUCUGACCCCUUAUUACCUGAACGAGGAGGACGCCAGGCACUUCCACAAGACCCUGAAGGACGCCUGCGACGCGCACGACCCGAGCUACUACAAAAAAUUCAAGGACUGGUGCGACAAUUACUUCCUGAUCAAGCACAGGGGCGAGAGGAGGGGCGUCGGGGGCAUCUUCUUCGACGAUCUCGACACCCCGAGCCAGGAAGAGGCCUUUCAGUUCGUCAGAUCCUGCGCGGAGGCUGUCAUCCCCUCUUACGUUCCACUUGUGAAGAAGCACAAAGACGAUGGGUAUGGGUACGCGGAGAGGCAGUGGCAGCUGCUGAGGAGAGGACGAUACGUCGAAUUCAAUCUGAUUUACGAUCGUGGAACGAAAUUUGGGCUUUACACACCUGGUGCACGGUAUGAGAGCAUUCUCAUGUCAUUACCGUUGACCGCCAGGUGGGAAUACAUGCAUGAACCCAGUGGUGACUCGAAGGAGGGGAAACUCAUGGAAGUUCUCAAAGUGCCGAGGGACUGGCUGAAUUUACAGGGGAAAUAGUGGGGAGGACUCUUUCGUUGGGGAUUGAAUAUUAUACUUUCUUGACUAAAUGUUUUUUGUAUUGGAGAUUAUUAUUUUGUUUUGUGAGGAUAGAAGUUGUGGUUUAUUUUACGGAUAUUUUUUAUACAAAUUAUUUCUAUACGAUUUCUACAGGUUUGACCCAAUACGACCCACUGGCACAUGUAUAGAAACAUUUCGUAUGGAGUUGCGGCAUUUUUCUACGUUUUUCUCUGGAGCGUUUAGACAU